AUGGCAAUAGCUUUAAAGGCUCUCCUACUUCACCUGAUACUCUUCUUCUUUGCUUCUCUUGCGGAAACAAACAACCCGCGAAAGAUAUACCUUGUGCAGAUGAAAGUUGCUGGGCAUCGAUAUGGGUCAAGUUCCGGUCACCAGGAACUACUCGGCGAAGUUCUUGACGAUGAUAGCACCGUAGCGAGUGCACUCAUCUACAGUUAUAGGGAGAGCUUCACGGGUUUCUCGGCUAGACUCACACAAAAUGAACGGCAAAAGCUCAAGAGGAGGAGAGAGGUCUUAGAAGUGUUACGUAGUAGAAACCUAAAGCCUCAUACGACACGAUCAUGGGACUUCAUGAAUCUAACAUUAGCAGCUAAGCGAAAUCCCGAGGUUGAGAGUGAGUUGGUUGUGGCUGUCAUCGACUCUGGCAUUUGGCCUUACUCUGAGCUCUUCAGAAGCGACAGCCCUCCUCCUCCGGCUUGGCAAAAUAAAUGCCAAAACAUAACUUGCAACAAGGAAAUAGAGAAGGCCAGCUACUUUGGGCUGGCGGAAGGCACAAUGAGAGGUGGUGUUCCAAACGCAAAGAUCGCCGUCUACAAAAUAUGUUGGAGAAUAAGAAACAAAAAAGGUAAAGAGGUUCUUGUUUGUCCACAACAUAAAGCCUUGGAGGCAAUAGAGGAUGCCAUCAAGGACGAGGUCGACGUAAUUUCGUAUUCUCAGGGGUUGGAUUAUCCGGUUCCAAUGCACAAAGAUUGUGUCUCGUGGGCAUUUUUAAGAGCAGUUGAGAAAGAUAUUUUGAUUUCAACCUCCGCCGGAAACUUCGGCCCUAACUACUACGCUGUGGUUAACGGUGCACCUUGGGUAUACAACACGAUCAACACCUUCGAGACACAAGAUUCUUUCUACCCACUUUUGUUAGAAACUGAAUCAACAAGAAAACGCGAACUCAUCGCUGAGAGCAAAGAUGAUUUAGUCUCCUCUAAUCAUAAGACCGACAAAGGAAAAGAUGUUUUCUUCGACAUCUCAGAAAUGACAAUAUUGGACAAAGCGAUUGAAGAGAGAGCAAAAGGUGUAAUCGCAGUGGGUGGAUUUAGCAACUAUAAUGAGUCUGAAAAGUUACAGUUUCCUAUCGCUUCUAUAUUUCUGGACGACAAAAUGGGAAUUGGCCUAUGGGACUACUAUGAAGAUAAAAGAAAUCAUUCAGUCAAAAUCCAUAAGACAGUGGAAAUUCCUCGAGAAGAGGGAUGGGAUCCAACUAUUGCGGACUUGUCUUCGAGGGGUCCUAAUUGCGAUAAUUUUCUAGCAAACAUUCUCAAGCCCGAUAUAGCUGCUCCAGGGUUAGACAUUGUAGCGGGUUGGCCUGAGAAUGUGAAUCUCUUACAAGUUCCUGCCAAUGACUACCGCCAUCUGAGAUUCAACAUCUUGUCAGGAACUUCCAUGGCUUGCCCUCAUGCCACUGGACUUGCCUUGUAUGUCAAGUCAUUCAAACCUUCUUGGUCUCCUUCCGCUAUUAAAUCCGCCCUAAUGACCACUUCCACGGAAAUGUUAGGUCUAGGCAAUGACUUCGCAUACGGGUCAGGACAGUUAAACGCUACAAAAGUCUUAGACCCUGGUCUGAUCUACGAGACAAAGCACCAAGACUACAUAGAUUACAUAUGCAAACAAGGCUACAACACAGAGAAGCUAAGAUCGCACGUCGGAAACCACAAGAUAAAUUGCUCCGGGACCAAGAUAGACCAAAACGCAGACCUCAACUAUCCAACCAUGUCGGCUAGAGUCAAACUCAACGCCGAAUUCUCCAAAGUCUUCUAUAGAACGGUCACCAACGUUGGCGACCGAAACUCCACUUACCUUGGAGAAAUCAAGUUCCGAGGUGAGAAGAGUUUAUGGGCUAAUAUCACUGUGAACCCUAAACGGCUACACUUUAGCGAGUUGGGAGAGACCAAGACUUUCACGGUGAACGUCACCGGGAAAGCGGAGCCGAAUUCGAAGUACUCGAAGGAUUCGUUUAUGAUAGGGAAUACGUGGCUCACGUGGACGGAGAUGAACGGUUCUCGACAAGUCAGGAGUCCCAUUGUCAUAUACUCUAUUAUUAUUGAUAAGGAAUCUCGAGCUUGUCUUUCCAUUGCCGUUGUAUGUUCGAGCAGAACGUUGGCACCGUCUCCGAGCGAUUCGAAGCUUAGGGUUUAUGUAGUCGUUGUUGAUCGUGCGUUGUAUCACAAUGACUGUAAGAAAUACGAACAACUUCUCAGAAAGGUGCUUCAUGGAAGGCCAUCAGAUCUAGCUCCACUACAUUGCUACAAAAACGUCAUGAGCGGAUUUGCAGCAGCACUCACCGCAGAAGAAGCUGAAGAACUAAAAGGUGAAAAUGGAGUUCUUAGUGUAAUAGUAGACAACAUAUACGAUAUCCAGGAUUAA
Microthlaspi erraticum is the source of this 2403-nucleotide messenger RNA. Lineage: Eukaryota; Viridiplantae; Streptophyta; Magnoliopsida; Brassicales; Brassicaceae. The record is from the annotation of a GenBank genome assembly.